Messenger RNA from Xyrauchen texanus (razorback sucker), 873 nucleotides. RefSeq lists its product as uncharacterized. Gene Ontology annotation, molecular function: catalytic activity. The transcript is spliced from 3 exons. The record is from RefSeq and is a predicted model, not a curated record. The annotation marks the transcript as partial. NCBI's taxonomy places the organism in Eukaryota, Metazoa, Chordata, Actinopteri, Cypriniformes, Catostomidae.
AUGGCUGAAGCAUACAAGAUUGCAGAGGGAAACAGUCGGAGUGCAAGUGCGAGAGGAAAGACACAGUAUGACCAAAAAGAGAGAGGAGUAGUACUAAAAGUGGGAGACAGAGUACUCGUCAGGAACCUUGGUGAACGAGGAAGCCCCGGGAAGUUACAAUCCUAUUGGGAGAAAAUGAUCUAUGUAGUGAGAGAACAAGUCUCAGAUAACCCAGUUGUGAACAAAGCUGCCUUCAUUCCAGCUUUCGCCACGCAGUCCACCCUCAGCAUCCUGGCACUGACAGAGACAUGGAUACGUCCUGAGGAUACAGCAACACCUGCUGCUCUCUCUAACAACUUCUCCUUCUCCCACACCCCUCGACAUACUGGUAGGGGUGGGGGAACAGGUCAGCUGACAAGCUUUCUUGAGGAAUUGGAUGUCCUGCUGUCCUCCUUGCCAGAGGAUGGCAGGCCACUUGUGGUUCUUGGUGAUUUCAACAUACACCAGGACAAACCCCAGGCCAUUGAACUGAAUACUCUUCUGGCCUCAUUUGACUUGGAAAGACUACACACCACAGCAACUCACAGGUCGGGCAACCAGCUGGACCUCAUUUUUACACGUAACUGUACCACCUCUAAUAUUCUUGUUACACCUUUACAUGUUUCUGAUCACUACUUUGUUCAAUUCAACAUGAUUCUCCCAUCCAUUGUAAAACCGACCCCACCUUUGGUUUCCUUUCGCCGUAACCUCCGUUCCCUCUCACCCUCUCGCCUUUCCACUGAUGUCUCUGCCUCUCUUCCCACAAUAAAUGUAUUUUCCAUGCUUGAUGUGAACACUGCCACAGACACACUUAGCUCUACUUUAACAACCUGUCUAGACAACAUCUGUCCUCUC